GCAGUCGGGCCCGUUAGGACUUUAUGGGAGUCAGCGCUCCCAUUAGGAAAGUUCAGUGGCUGUCAGUGGCCUAACUUGCCUCUCGCGAGCAAUUGAGAUUUGAGAUACUUCUUGAUAAACAAACAGAACGGAAUGAAAAAAAUGACAUGAUCAAUUGAUCAUAGAAGAAUGGCUCGGACGCCAAACAAUAUACACUGAUCCUAUUUAUUUUUAAGCAUUAAAAAAUCUAAAUUCAAGUUUCAAUGUGUGUUAUUGUUGUGGGAAUAUACUCGUGUUUUAAAAAAUGUUCGAAAACUUCAAUCAGCUGUUCGCUUGUUGCCAGGGAGUUUCGGGAAUUCCGUUUCUGUGUAGUUGAAAUGGAAAAAUAUAUAUAUACACCAGACAUUAAUAUAUUAAGAUAUGUGUUUUGCUCAUAAGUGUUCAAAACCAAUGAGGCUUGACCACGUAAUAUUUUUCAGAACAGAAAAGAUUCGAGCCAUCAAUAGUAAAGUGCACUAUCGAAUAUUUGGUUAAAUCCAUGGUUCAAACUUUCCAAAAAAAUCUAUAUACCGUGUUACCAUAAGAUUAUAAAACUUGGAGCCUGUCCAUUCCAGUUGCAGCCUGCUGUCACAAUUUCGUCAUCCUUCACGAAUCGCCCUCAAAUUCAGAAAUCCGCUUGCUCCAAAAUUGAUCUACCAACGAUUUGCAUCCAUCAUGAGCAAAACACCUGUUUCGACUCUACAAGAGUUUUCAGUCAAAAAAAUGUGGGGAGUGCCAGAGUACCUCCUUAUCUCUAAUGCAGCAGUACACGGACCAACCAAUUUCACUUUCAAGGUGAGUUUGUCAGGGUAUCCAUCAGGCAUUUCAGCUUGUGGCACUGCGUCGAAUAAGAAAGAUGCCAAACAUGAAGCUGCCAAAGCUUUGUUGAAGUUGCUUGAUUUGGGUAAAAAUCAUAUUGCAAAUGUUGCCCAACAACCCAAACAAUCUAAGGACCUUGAGCAAGAAAUUGGCAGUUAUUAUUUGUCCAGCUUCAAAGAAACAUCCCAUACAGGAAUUUUUAUAAAUUCUGUGGGCAAAUUGAGUGAAUAUUGCAUAGAAUGGAAAUUGAAGCUGCCGGAAUACCGGGAUGGAGGAGUAUCUGGGCCACCGCACAAGCGUGUGUAUACCAUUGUGUGUUGCAUCGGUGAUAUCGAAAUCAAGGCGUCAGCAAAUACAAAAAAGAAAGCAAAGCAUGACGCAGCUCAGGAAAUGCUUGACAAGUUGGUGAGAAAUGUGAACAAAGAGAAGAGUCAACUAAUGAACGAGCAAUACCAAGCUAUUGAGAAGAACAUCCGAGGCAUGAGUUUCCUAGAUUUUAAAAUUGAUGAGCCAUCCAUUUCUGUCAAAGACUCAGCCGUGAAAGCAAACAGAUUAUAUACCAAGCUUAAAACGUACAGGAACAUUAAAAAAGACAUUAAAAGAAUUGAUCUGAACGAAAGUCAUUUAAUAUUUAGGGAUAGUUAUGAGUCAUGCGUUCGCGAAACAGUCCUUGAGAGACUCAGCUUAUCGAAUCCUUAUCCAAAAAUGUCGAAACAAGAGACUCUAAAGACUGUUACGAGUCUUCUUGGAUUGGAGGUAGAAUAUAACGUUAUAUCGAACACCCCGGACCCCGUCAUCGUUGUUGGCAAACUCAGCAGCACCCCAAUUAUCGUAGAAAUGGGGCUAGCUGAUUCUUAUUUAGAAGCGCGGGAUCAACUGAUCGAAAACCUCCUCAACUCCAUUAAUAUACUUUUAACGUGAACGUUUAAUGAUCCAUAUUGCAAACUAGAUGCAAAUUCAAUGAUUUAAAUCCAGGACAAUUUAUUCGGAAAGAAUUAGUGCCUAAUAAGAUUUAUAAUCAGCCUAAAGAACUUCAUAUAAUUAUUGACUAUUAUCGUUUUAUCGCAUUAUCGCAUUUUGUGGCAACGAUGACAUUUAAAUGUUCCUCGGUUUUUUUGUAGAAUUUCAACUCUAUAGUAGAAUUUUCCCACUCCAAUAUCUCAGGUGGUGGGGCAACACCGAAUCUACCUGAGAUAUUGGAGUGAGAAAAUUCUGCCAUAGAGUUGAAAUAUCAAUAAAAAAAUUGUCUAACUUUCUAAACUGUAUGUUUUUUCUUUAACGCAAAAAAAACUCAGGCUUUCACACAGAGUUACCCUUAUAAUUUCUAUUCAAGAAAGUUUGUUUGUUAAUAAAAACUGUGUUUGGUUUUAUAUAAUGUUAUAUCGGAAUUGAAAAAAUGAUUGCGUGGAAUAUUCCAAAUAGAAAUGGCUUAAACAUGAAAAAUUGCUGAUCGAUUAUAUUUUAUAAAAAUUGCAGAAUAUUGUCAAUGAAAUUUGUAAAGUGAAAAAUAUUAUUUCCCAAAUAAUGUAUAGAAAUUAUGUGUACAAAAAAAUGAAAGAAUGAAAAAUCAAAGAAAUGAAAGACGCAAUGAAAAUCAUACCUGUACUUCGAUUAAUGGAUUAUAUCUUGGUAUCUAAUGUAAGUAAACUGGUCGACUAUUAUAAUAAUCGCUGUGAAAACCGAACGAGAUGAAAAUAUUAUGGAUGAAAAGUAUAAAUUAUCUUUCAAACGAAUAAUCGUCACAGAAAAAAGUAGAAAAGGUGCUACUAUUAAUGAUAAAUAUCCCAACAUUCUUUGGAAAAUGGGACGAUGUUUAAUAUUGACGAAUCGGAUUGAUUCAAACCGGAUUAUAAAUUAAGAGAAAUAUAUUUUUCUUCAUGACUGUUA
Molecule: messenger RNA, 2724 nt
Organism: Venturia canescens
Lineage: Eukaryota; Metazoa; Arthropoda; Insecta; Hymenoptera; Ichneumonidae
Exons: 4
Coding region: 694-1758 (354 amino acids)
Biological process (GO): siRNA processing; regulation of regulatory ncRNA processing
Cellular component (GO): RISC complex; nucleus; cytoplasm
Molecular function (GO): siRNA binding; double-stranded RNA binding
Source: RefSeq, a predicted model, not a curated record